This is a messenger RNA of Pungitius pungitius (ninespine stickleback), 1724 nucleotides long. Its product is annotated as pancreatic secretory granule membrane major glycoprotein GP2-like. The transcript is spliced from 8 exons. The record is from RefSeq and is a predicted model, not a curated record. NCBI's taxonomy places the organism in Eukaryota, Metazoa, Chordata, Actinopteri, Perciformes, Gasterosteidae. Bases 16 to 1227 code for a protein of 403 amino acids.
ACCAGGGAGGGUUUCAUGAGACUGUUCUCUGGUUCCUCCUCUCUGCAUGGCUGGAUCAGCUGUGAGCUCCUGAAUCAGCCCCCCUUCGAUGCUUGUCACCAACACAUCGACACGGACGCCUACGUGGCCGCCUGCAACAACACUUUGUGCGUCUACCCGGCGGUGGACGGUCUCCACUGCCAGUUUCUGGAGGCCUACGCCGAGUCCUGCAGCCUGAAGGAGGUCCCACUGGGGGACUGGAGGACAACGGUCCAAUGCCCUGCUGUCCCUCAGGUCUCCUGUCUGGACCAGUACUGCAGUGAGCACGAGUUCUGUGGAGAUCUCCUCGGUGAAGCCAGCUGCUUCUGUCGGGCCUUGUUUGCCUCCAAGUUCAACCCGACCAACGCUUUAGGCGAGCAGACAGUCUGCACGCAGAACUCUGCCACUGUGACUCUGGCUGAAUGUCUGCUGCAGGACCGACGCAUCAACUCCUCCGUCCUCCACCUCAAUGACCCCAACUGCAAAGGUCACUUGGACCCACAAACCCACAUGGUGGAGUUCAGCUUCGACACCAGCAACACCUGUGGGGCUGAGGUUUCGAUGAACAACAGCCAAAUCCUCUACAAGAACACCAUCAUGACGAGGAACGCCUCUCAGAACGGCAUCAUCACCCGGAAAGACCAAGUACAGAUCGACUUCUCCUGCUUCUACACAAAGCCAGACGUCCAGAGCCUGUCCUUCAGGAUCAAAGACAGCUCUGUGGUACUGCAGGUCGUAUCCGGACCUUGGAACUACACCCUGACGAUGGCCGCCAACACCGACGGAGGACUCCAGAACCUCGUGGAGUCGAGCACCGAGCUCCAGCUGAACCAGAAGGUGUGGCUGCAGCUGAAGGCGGACGGGCUGGACGGCGACGCUGUUGCCAUAGUGACCGACUCCUGCUGGGCCACCACCCAGCCGUCCACCGACAGCAGCCCGCGAUACGACCUCGUCAUCGCCGGAUGCCCCAACAAAGCCGACCAGACGGUGACGGUGGAGGGAAACGGACUGGAAACCUCCAACGUCUUCUCUUUCAACGUGUUCCAGUUCUCUGGAGAAACAUCUGCCAUCUAUCUGCACUGCAAAGUGGAGCUGUGCCCCAAAGAGGGAACAACCUGUGCUCCGACCUGCCCUGCAAGCAGUAAAAGGAGGCGCAGGUCUUCCAGGUCCAACACUGCAGCCCUCAUCACUAUGGCCUGGAGUAAUUAAAGACCGCUCCCUUCUGACCUUUGACCUGCUGAUUCCUGACAGAAGCUCCAUCAACCAGCCUCAAACCUCACGGCUCUUCAACAGAUGUUUGAAGAUGUUGCUGCUGUGAAACAACGCUGGCAGGUCUUCAUGUGGUCACCUGGGACGAUGCUUUCAUUCAUUCUUUAUAUAUCCAAUGAUUCUUGCUAAUUAUUACGAGAUUUAGAAAUGAAACAUAAUCUCUGGUGAAAUAAAUGAUAGAAAAAUAGAAUGAAAAACCAAUCAAAGAGGGUUUUAAGGGUCUGGUGCUUUAAAUACAUAUUAAUUCACUUCUUUAAACAGCCUGAAUGAACCUGGUGGAAGCAGCAACAGAAUCUGCUGACAUGGAAGUUACUCUGAGUGAAGGUUGUCAGUGCAAACUGUGACUGUUAUUACACAAGGACGUGCUGUUGUUUAUUAUGUUAUUACUAAGAGCAAAGAAAACACCAAAAAUAUAAUAAAGGGAGUGGGAAAAACAA